This is a messenger RNA of Talaromyces proteolyticus, 2217 nucleotides long. RefSeq lists its product as uncharacterized. Lineage: Eukaryota; Fungi; Ascomycota; Eurotiomycetes; Eurotiales; Trichocomaceae. The record is from RefSeq and is a predicted model, not a curated record. Bases 1 to 1890 code for a protein of 629 amino acids. Gene Ontology annotation, molecular function: protein binding. The transcript is spliced from 9 exons.
AUGGUAGAGUUCUUAGCCUCGAGAGGCGCCAAUUUAAAUGCCAUGACUGACCAGGGCCGAACGGCCUUAAAUAUCGCACUGCAGACUGGGCAGCAUAAGUUGGCAGAAAGGCUCCUGGAUAAAGGAGCACUGUUGAGAGUGACAAUUCGUGAACAUAUCCAGAAAUGUUUUAAGCAUGGCACAAUCCAAAUUCAAAUGACGGUGUAUUGGAGGAUUCUGAGUUUUGUGCGAACCGAGCUCUCUGCCAUUGAUGACUUACGCAAAGCGGUAACGUUGACGGGCUCCGUGAAAAAUGCACAAAUGUUAUCGUGUGAGGACUUUGUUGUCCAAACCUGGGGCGACAGCGGGCUUCGAGUCCUUGACGCAGUGAUCGGAGGAUUGAAGACCGGGUAUAACGAAACGAGAAUCACCGGAACCACUCCCAAUGUGACCAUUGAGACAUACGAAGAUGAUUCGAUGCGGGUAACCGUCGGGGGUUCGCUCAAACAAGCUACUGACGUGAUUGAACAACUAUCCUGGCUGUGUUGCGUUUUCGCAUGUGAUGAUACUGCACCAAAUAAUGGCUUAAUGGUGUCAGCCGGGUGCUUCAGGCCCUCUGGAGACAGUACGCGUUUUUAUCUCUCAUCGAUUCACUCCUCACUUGAUACAUUCUCGGAUGAGGUAUGUGGAACGUUGGCAUUAGGGUAUCCGGCGCCACCGCGAAAGGAAGGGAUAGGGUUAGAAAUACCCUUUCCGCUACUUUUACGUUUUGCAGAUAUAUCUAUAUCGAUGGAUUACGACGGCGGAACUAUUCUGGUGGGCUCAUGUACGAUAUUGUUUCCUUCCAAACGGCUAGAAGAUGGCAUUCAGUGGCAUGUUGUUGUUGCAACGUCGCCAUCCGAAGCACUCAGUCAGCUUAAAGCCUACCUGGGAUAUUGUAGCCAUGCUUUGCUAGUGAUGUCCCAGUCGAGUUUUGAUCUUUCUUCACUGCUUCCAAGAACUCAGUCUCGCAUCGAAAUGGCACGCGAAGGGACCACAAGUGUAGGGCUGUCAAUUCGAGGUGUUGCAACCGCGACUGUCCCGCUGGGAGAAAUCCGUGACGUUGAAGAUCGUCUUAUAAAUGCUGAUCGACGCCCUAUCCUGAUAUACGACCGUACGAACGACCGUGGAUGGCUCGUUUCGGAGCUUAUAUUGGUUUUGCACAUGGCCUUAACAUAUCUGAACCAACCAGAACCCCUUCCAUACAAAAGUACAAGGCCAGAUGACGGGCAGGAAGUGCGCGACUAUCUAUAUAAGAGGCUGGAAGAUGGGCAGAAGAAAACGUUCGGAAUGGUGAUUGAUGAUUUUUUGAAAGAUUUUCAAAAAUUACGAAUGGCAGAGAAUAUAGGACGUGAAGGCAGAGGCUGGCGGUUGAAAUUGCCAUCUAGUCGUCAGCUUAGAGGUUGGGACUUCACCGAUCUUACACUCAAAACAGACACAUGGCAAAGUGGUCGCGAUACUGAAGAUAUGCUGGUUAUUUUAGGUAGCAAUUUUGGCGACUUGAUCUGUCCUGAUCUACAGAAGACUAAGGUAUAUCGGGAAUGGGAGACGGUUCCUGACCACGCUGGCCUGCUUACUGCAACACCGACCUGUCUCAUGCAACUGAUGCAGAAACAAGUAUUGAUUCCUUUCAAAGAUAAGAUGGCAUCUAAACAGGCGGGUGGCGAGUUGCUCUGGUACCGACCCAUGUCACAUAAGGACUGCAACCAGUUCUGCACCAGAUCCUGCCUUCUCAUCCACGAGAUUACCCGAAGAUCUGACCAAACGUGUACAACGAUGAAUCCACCACGAGAACUUGACAAUUAUGGGGCCAUUGUGUUCGGGUGUGCGAGUCUGUACCACAAAUCGCUAGAACAAAAAUUUGGCCUAUGAUGAAUCAUCAAACUGAAUAUUGUUAUGUUGCUCUUUGUCAGAUUGGGGUACUGGAGAACAGGCCGCUGUUGUGUCAAUAGUACUCGACUCUAAGUCUCGGUAUAUUAUAAGGCCAUUUAUGGGUUGCUAAUUACCAGAUCUCAAUAUUUUGGAUAGCUUUAACUUUUUAAUUUCUUAAAUGUUUGCGGUGAUAAUUGAGUACGUAAAGGAGUCCAAGUAUUGUUCAAGUUUUAUCGAUCAUGUUAUAUGGCUCCUAUGUCCUUGACAUGAGGCCUCGGGCUCUGUUGGGAUAUAGUGUGAUCAACUCUGGAACAAGUUGACGUUGAC